Xenopus laevis (African clawed frog) is the source of this 2873-nucleotide messenger RNA. RefSeq names its product multiciliate differentiation and DNA synthesis associated cell cycle protein S homeolog (gene mcidas.S). The coding region runs from base 1140 to 2054 and encodes 304 amino acids. NCBI's taxonomy places the organism in Eukaryota, Metazoa, Chordata, Amphibia, Anura, Pipidae. The record is from RefSeq and is a predicted model, not a curated record. The transcript is spliced from 5 exons. Gene Ontology annotation, biological process: negative regulation of DNA replication; regulation of DNA replication; negative regulation of cell cycle. Gene Ontology annotation, cellular component: nucleus.
CAUUUUUAAAGUAUGGGCACUCCUGCUUUAGAGUUUACCAGCAGUGAUUAUAUGGGCAGUGCCCAGUGCCAGGCAGUUACAUUGUUAAAAUAGCAGUGGCAGUUACAUUAACCCAGAGCUGCCCACAAACACUGCGCUAUUGUGCCUUACACUUGGCAGUUUGAGUUCUCCGAUUCUCUCCAUUCACUUGUCUCCCCAGAUUCCCGUAGCCCCUGGUUACUUCUCACUGCACCCUGUGCUAAAUAUAGAAGUUGGCACUUGCACUGCCCAGUUUCCCAAUGACUCUGGCACUUAGUGUGUUUGAAGAAGACUUAGUGCUUGGCAGAUCAGAUCUCUCCUGGCCCCAUAAAGAAUAACUCAGCCCCACAAAAAUAGGAGGAACAGAGAGCCAUGAAAUGAAACACAACCCCUGGGAGGCUGUCGGAGAAGGUUCCAUAUGCCCCUAGUGCAGUCGCUACACACCUUGAUGUGCAUGUUUUAAUUUGUAUAAUGUGUUCCAGCAACAAUAAACCCAGCAACAGACCCCUUGGUUUAUAUUAACAUUAUGUUGAUUGUUUCGCAAGGGCUUUGUAAGGCUAAAGAGGGUUUAUAGUCAGAAAUGGCCAAACUUCUGUUUUUCUUGCACCAGUAGAUGCAGCGACUUUUAGUUGCGACGAAGGCCGACUAGAGCUUGACCUCACCUGCUGUUAAAUGUGCAUCCCCGUUUCAGCCCCAUACCGAUCAUUACACCUGUGCAUCCCUAUCCCAGCCAUUACACCUGUGCAUCCCAGGGUGCAUUCUUGACUGCAUUAACUGUAAUCAGUGGGAGGGGCUGUUUGCCGGCUGCCCUGGGGUGAGGCUCAGUACACAAGGACAGGCAGCCCCAGGUUAAUCUGUCACUUGAAAGCUUCUGAGGAAUGUUGUGAUGAGAGGAUGCUGAUUGGAUAAUCGCCGCCCAAUCAGAAGCGGGCACUGGGUGUAUAGGGGACAGGCAGUUUGGAGAGUCGCAGUAUUGCUGGCAGAGUGUCAGGGUGACUGCAGCUUGCACAGAGUCAGUUAUAACUAAACUCUGCCAAAGGAAUCAAGUGAUUGGGAUUUAGUUGGUUUCCUACUGAUCAUCAGCUCUUGGGAUUAGGAGAGACGUAGCUGCACUGUGGGACAUGGCAGUACAGACUUGCUACCCUCAUUUCCCCAAUUAUGGAUAUGAUUGGCAGGACCACUGUCUCUCUGGGGAACCUGACUUUGACCUGCAGGAAUUCCGAGAUGCAGUCGAUCAGUUUAUUGCAGAUCAGCCCUCUCUCAUGCAGCCCAGUCUUGGCCCCCCAGAAUUUCAGCUCCCAGCCUGCAACGUGCCAGUGUUUGAGCCCUGUAUGACCAACCCCCUGCAAGCUCAGCCGGAGCACCUGCUGCCUAUCAAUGUGCAGACCAUUCCCUCCACGGAGCAAUACUGGAGAGAUGUGGCUGAUCACAACCAGAAAGCACUCGGGGAUGCCUUGGUGGAGAACAACCAGCUCCAGGUGAGUCUGACUGAGAAACAGGAGGAGAUCGUUUCUCUGAAGGAGAAGAACAUCCAGCUAAAUGAACUGGCCAAUCAAGCAAAGCAUCUGUCUUCUGUCCUUGAUAAACUAAUGAAAGAAAGAACAAAGCAAAAUUCCGGGGCAACUCAGGGAAGACUCCCAGUGAAACGAAGCCUAGAGGACUUUUACCCCCAGAGCAAUGAGCCGGACUCUACUCAGGUGGAUGAAAUACUGCGGGAAAUCUCUAAGAAAUGCAAUAUAGCCUUAAUGGGCAGCGACCUCAGUGAACGCAAGCGCCCCAGGCUGGAGCCUAUGGACUCAAAGGAUUGGCAAGAGGAAGGCGUAACGGAAAUUAAAAUGUGCGGGGCAUUUCACGGACUCAAAACAUCGACAGGGCUGAACUCUGUCAACUUGGGUGACACAGAUCUAGAAGAUGUCUCCUUCAGGACUUCCAUCAAAGAGCACAGCACAAUCAGGACCUUGGCAUUUCCCCAAGGAAACGCCUUUACCAUUCGGACUUCUGGUGGGGGCUACAAAUUUAGAUGGGUUCCCAAUUAAGAAUGACAACGGUCAGCUAACUACACUUCCACUAAUGUACUCAGAAAUUCUUGCCUUGUUUUGACCUUGCAUUCCAUUGUGCAGCAUAUCUAACCUGCCACUAGAGGGCGCACAAUUACCUCUUUUUUUCUUUUAUUUCUGUGCUACCGGUACUUUAAAUUUCUGCCAAAUGAAUCCUCAAGUAGAAACCAGCAAAACUGGGAGGCUUUCCAAACUUUUUUUGUAUUUCUUUAUUGGAUAUGAAGGAUAUUUGCAUUGCUAUGACGAUAAAUACUGCUAUUUACAUUUCAGGACAAUAAGGCUGGUUAUCAGAGAUAAUCUGAUCCAUUAAAACCACUGGUGGCUAUGAGUUUUCUUGCAUUAUGAAAAAUGUAGAUGUCCGUUGUUUGUAAACUAUACGUUUUCAUUUGCACUUUGAUUCAAUGAAAGAACAUUUUGUUUGAAUGAACAAAGGAAGGACCUGCCUUCACAGUGUUAAUUAAAAAGCAUUUUUUAAAGUCCACAAUAAGCCAUUCAAUUCAAAAAUAGACACACAAGAUAGCCCAUGAGGGCCAUGACUGCACUGAAAAAGAUAACAUUCCAUUUAUCAGCUAACCAAUUCCCAUCUAAUAAAUGUAAUAAGUAACAUUUUUGGUUUACAAAAUAACAUAUAAAUUACUAUAAAAAAUCUAAUUUGCUACAUUUAUAUUGUUAAUAUAAGAAUGUCUUUGUUAUUUAAACACACUGAUUUUUAUAUUUGUUUUGUUUUUUUACUGCGGUUCUUUUUUGUAUGGAAACUUUUUUUUAAAAUUGUUUUUUAAGUAAAAUAAUUUAUAUGAA